Molecule: messenger RNA, 567 nt
Organism: Colletotrichum phormii
Lineage: Eukaryota; Fungi; Ascomycota; Sordariomycetes; Glomerellales; Glomerellaceae
Exons: 2
Coding region: 1-567 (188 amino acids)
Source: RefSeq, a predicted model, not a curated record
AUGUCUUCAGCAGCCAGAACCGUCACCCUCCGACGCCUCGAAAUCAUCGCCUUCCCGCCAGCCUUCAUCCUCCUCCUCGCCCACGGAAUUGCAUCCGAGCGAGCCUUCCCGGCCCUAGGUCUCCUCCCACUAGCCGCCUCCGCGGUCCUCGGCCUCUUCGUCUUGAACCGCGAUGCCGUUGCCGCCAUCGGCUCCCCGAUACAAGCCCUCUCCGAAUCCAACAUAUUUUGGGCUGACUGCCUUCUCGCGGUCUUCCACCUCUCGUUCCUGAUCCCGAGUUGGAUUCUGUUGACGGAUAGUAUGAGAUGGGAAGAGUCCCUCAUUGUGUUGGGGACAUAUUGCACGGUAUUUAUGAUGUUUGACUUGGGCGUUCAUCUGUACAUUGUUCUGCCGCAGGCUAUGCAUUUUCUUGUCAGCCGCAGCUGUGACUGCCCCCACUGCCGCAGCGUCACCAAGACGGGAUACUUCUCGUCCACCGUGUCCGAGUACACGCCACUUAGCGACGGCGAUGAGCCAGAGAUCGUAGCCCGAGAUCUUGAAGAGGGCAACGGGGCCAACCGCAUUUGA